Messenger RNA from Ectocarpus sp. CCAP 1310/34, 552 nucleotides. The record is from the annotation of a GenBank genome assembly. NCBI's taxonomy places the organism in Eukaryota, Phaeophyceae, Ectocarpales, Ectocarpaceae.
AUGGGGGUUCGGCACACAGCUGCGGCGUUCGGCAAGGCUGCCAUCGCACCGCGUCGUCACUCAGUCGAUUCCGCCGAAAGUCCAGCAUUGCAGGCACCAUCGUCGUCGAACAAGCAGCUGGUCCGGCAUCUCAACAACAGCAGGAGCUUUGGCAGCCUCGGCAGCUUCAACACCGCGGGCGAGAGCGAUUACUCAGUCAGAAACAGCGCCUUCACGAGGACGCCCGGCCUCAGGCGAAAAAGGCAAGCAAGGCAAACGCGCAGCCACAGAAGCACACUGGCCGCCGACGCGAAGGAGAGCACCGCUCGCGCGAUGGAAGAGUCUGGCGACCACGAGGACAUCGCCGCGUACAUCAAGAAAGCCUUCGAUGAGCAGCACGGUGCGAAGUGGCACUGCAUCGUCGGGAAACACUUCGGGUCCUUCGUCACCGCGCAGUCGAACGGCUUCGUGCACCUGCAUCUCGGCAAGGUGGGGUGCUGGAGGGGGGGGGGGGUACUCAUAGUCGUGCAUGCCGUAGUCGUUGGACCAUUGACCUCGCAUCCCUACAAAGCC